Plasmodium gallinaceum is the source of this 2568-nucleotide messenger RNA. RefSeq names its product cytosolic Fe-S cluster assembly factor NAR1, putative. The record is from RefSeq and is a predicted model, not a curated record. The coding region runs from base 1 to 2568 and encodes 855 amino acids. The transcript has a single exon. Lineage: Eukaryota; Apicomplexa; Aconoidasida; Haemosporida; Plasmodiidae. Gene Ontology annotation, molecular function: 4 iron, 4 sulfur cluster binding.
AUGUUUUCUAAUGCAAUUAAAUUAGAAAAUUUAAAUGAUUAUUAUAAUGAUAGUGAAGAAUGUAUAAAACCAUUUUUAUAUAAUUCUGAUAUAGUUAAUGAAAAUAAACUAGAAAGGCCUAAUUUAAUUAAUAUAAAUAAAAAAAAUAAAAAAAAUAAAAAUGAUAGAGGUGAAAUAUCAUUAACAGACUGUUUAGCAUGUAGUGGUUGUGUUACAAAUGAAGAAACAAAUUUUUUAAAAAGCCAAAACUCACUUGAAAUUUUGAAUAAUUUGAAGAAAAAGAAGAUUAACAUAAUUUCAUUAUCUUUGCAGAGUUUAACAGCUUUAUCAGUAUAUUAUAAUUUACCUUUAUCUACAACACAAAAUAAAUUAUGCUUUUUUUUAAAAUCGCUAAAUUUUAAUUAUGUAUAUGACUCUUCAUUGAGUGAAUUGAUAGCAUUAAAUGAAUCAAAAAAUGAAUUUAUCAAUUUUUUUUAUAGAAAUAACCCAGAAUUACAUAAAGAAAUUGAUAGUACAUUAAAUGAUAUGUUUGAAAAUGACAAAAAUAAAAAACCGAUUAACGAAUUUAAAUAUAUGCAAAGUAAGUUGAAGGAAAAAUUAAAAAAAAAUAAUGACAAAUUUUACGAAAAGCAGUACUUAAAUAAGAAAUAUAGCAAUUAUGACAAUAAGAAUGCUAAAGAAAAACAAUAUUACAAUAGUAGAAAUUAUAGUAACAAUAGUAAUACAAUAAUGAAUGAUAAUAAAUACAGAAUUGAUCAUAUAAAAGAUGAAAUUAAAGACUCCAAUUUAUAUCCCUUAAUUUGCUCUCAUUGUAGUGGUAGCGUUAUAUAUGGAGAAAAGAAUUUUGAUGAAGAACUAUUAAAUUCAUUCAGUAAGAUAAAAAGUAGUCAAGAUAUUCAAGGAAUUAUUGUGAAAAUUCUACAUUUGCAAAAAGGUUUAUACUGUGUUCCUUUAAUAAAUAAUUACUUUUUUGACAGUUUUUUUAAAUCAUACAAUUAUAACUUAAAAUUUAUAAAUAUUUUCAGAAAACAUUUUUUAAAAGAUAAUAAUAUUUUUAAAACAAAUAUAGAUAAUAAUAAUUUUAUAAAUAAUGAUAACAAUAAAUUAUCCAAAGAUCCUUCUCUAAGUAUUUAUGAUAUUAAUCAUGUUUAUUUAUUAUACUGUUUUGACAAAAAAUUAGAAGCUCAUAGAAAUAACAUAGAACAACAAAAAGAGAUAGAAAAAAACAUAGAAAGAUACUUAUCUCAUUUUAUUCCCAAUAUAAAUAGUUCAAAAAACAAUGAAAAUUACAUGAACAUAAAUUCAAAAAAUAAAUUUUAUUGUGUAGAUGCAGUUCUAACAACAGUAGAAUUAAUAGAAUUAAUAAAAAGUAUGAAUAUAGAUUUCUAUACACUACCUGAAUUAUCAAUUGAUAAUAUUUACAGUAUUUUAAAAGAAACGAACGAUAAAAUAAAAAAAAAAAAUAUAAAUGAAAUAAAUAGUGAAAGUAAUAUAGAAAAAAAUAACAAUGAAAAUAAAAAUAUAUUCAUAAAUGUAAAAUUACAAAAAGAAAAAGAGGAAAAAAAGGUAAAUGGUAAUAAUUUUUAUAAGCAUAAAAAAACAAAUGAAAAUAUAACAGAUUCAAAAGAAAAAAGUAUUCAAGAAACAUUAGAAUAUGAGAUUUGCAAUAUGGAAUACUUUACAGAAAAAAAUACAGAACUUAAAUUUAUUUAUGAUCAAAUUUCUAAUUAUUCUAUUAGGUGUAGUAAUAAAAAUAAUAUUUCAAUGGGAUAUGGAGAAGAGAUAUUUAAGUUUGUGUGUAAAGAAGUUUUCAAUUUUAACAUUGAUGAAAAUAAUUUUAAUUUGAAAUAUGAUGAUAUAAUUGUAUUAUCUCUUUUUAAAAACAACAAAUGCGUAUUUAGAGUUGUUCUCUCAUAUGGUUUUAAGAGCAUGCAUAAGGUUAUAAGAAAAUUAAAGGAAAACAAAAGUAAACAAGAAGUUUAUGAAAAUCAAAUGAAUAAAGAUGAUACAUAUCAAAUUAAAAUUAUAUAUAAUCUUAAUUUUUCUGGUAGAAUUGAUUAUGUUGAAUUAAUGGCUUGUGAAAAAGGUUGUCUGUUCGGAUGUGCACAGAAUAUUUUUGUUGAGAAUCCUCAAAAUUUUUCUAGUUGUUCAUGUCACAAUUUCAAUAUUUUUAAGAAAAUAAAUAAUGAACAAAUUAUUGAAAAUUUUGAUUUUCUUUUUUCAGAUAAUUAUUCUACAAAAGAAGAAAACAAUUUUAUAUGUUCUAGUGAAAUACAUAAAGAAUCUUAUUUUGAUAAAAAAAAAAAUAAUGAGAAAUAUGAUGAAAAAGAAAAAAAUAAACAAGAAACAUUAUUUGAAAAAAAUGAUAAAGAAAAACUAUUUAAAAAUUUACAUGAAACAAUGCAUAAUAACAAAUUUACUUUAUAUAUAAACUCCGAUAAAUGCAAAAAUGAUUAUAAUGUUAAUUUUUUUUUAAAAAAUAUUUUUUAUAUUUUUAAUACAAACACCUUUCAUUUAUUUAAAGGUACUUUUUCUUCAAAGAAAAAAUUAGAUAUAAUAAAUUGGUAA